AUGGCCCAUGACCCCGUCGCUACAAACUCCUACACCACCGGCGAUGACGCCCACGAAUACCUCUCCAAGGCACACCUCGAGCGCCUCGGCCGCCAGCGCCCAGCCAUCUUCUCCAGCUGGCUCACCGAGGCCUGCUUCGUCUUCACCGUCGUCAUGUCCAUGAUGAUGAGCGAGUACUAUAUCAGCGGCUUUAACAUCAUCCUGCCGCCCGUGUCCAAGUCGUUGCACUUGAAUGACUCGGCCCAGACGUGGCCUGCUGCCGCAGCGAGUUUGACAAUUGCUGCGCUUCUCGUGCCCUUUGCGCGACUGUGUGAUAUAUACAGUAGCCGCAUCAUCUUCCUCGGGGGGCCAUAUCUGGCUACUUGUGUUGGCUCUGCUGCCUUUCUGCCUGCUGGCCUCGCCCUCUUGGGCUGUACAUAUCGACCUGGUCCUCGCAAGAACUUGAUAUUCAGCAUCUACGGUGCUUUUACUUGCAUCGGCUUCUAUUUUGGCAUCUUCAUGGGAGCCGUGACGGCGGAAUUUCUCAACUGGCGCUGGUACUUUUGGCUUGGUGGCAUCAUUGUCGGCUUUGUCGCUUUGGGUGGCAUCUUCGUCAUCCCGCGCAACCUCAAUGAUACGGAUCCAAAGGCUCGUAUGGAUUGGCUGGGCGCAGUCACCAUUGUGUCCGGGUUGGUCCUGAUCGUCUAUGCAUUCACAGAUGGUGGCCAUGCACCGAAUGGUUGGGCGACACCUUAUAUCUAUAUCACUCUCAUACUUGGUGUUGUUAUUCUUCUGGGAGCCGUUUACGUCCAGGGAUGGGUCUCGAGCCAGCCUCUUCUUCCCGCAGAACUCUUUCGUCCCAAGUAUAUGAAACGUCUGAUAGGAUCCCUCUUUUGUGCCUAUGGCGUCUAUGGUCUCUACCUUUUUUACGCCAGUUUCUAUAUUGAAAACGUUCUGCACGCAAGUCCCAUCCUGACGGCGGCGUGGUUUACGCCCCUUGCUAUAGGCGGCGUGUGUCUUGCUAUUGGUGGAGGCUUUAUCCUUCACAUCAUCCCAAAUCAUAUUCUUAUGAUCAUUUCUGGCCUGGGGUUCAUUCUUAGUGUUUUGCUCUUUGCCCUGAUACCAGAGCAGUCGGUAUCCAAGGACCCAUCGACCAGCUUCCUCUACUGGGCUUACAUCUUUCCAGCCAUGCUUUGCGGGACCAUUGGCGUGGAUAUUAUUUUCAACGUAACCAAUAUCUAUAUUACCACAGCCAUGCCGCGACGCCUCCAAGCCGCGGCUAGCGGACUUAUCAAUAGUCUAUUAUAUCUCGGCAUUGCCUUUUGGUUAGGUAUUGGCGGACUAGCCAUAUCGACAACGGAAAACUUGCGGGAAGAGUCUUUGCCCAAGCACAAACAGUAUCGGAUUGGCUUCUGGACGGGAUUGGGUGUUGCAGGACUCUCGUUAGCGUUAACACUCACAAUUCGCAUGGGCCAAGCCUCUUCUGGGAUGACGGCGGACGAAAAGGCCGAAAUAGAACACAGAGAAAUGAGGCAGACUGGCGUAGUUGGUGCUAAUAAUGUAGGCGGUGCGGAAAUACGAACGUCUCGCGAUGGCGAGGUGGAGAUGGCACCGCAGGAGACAAGCUCUGCCUGA
Molecule: messenger RNA, 1614 nt
Organism: Nannizzia gypsea CBS 118893
Lineage: Eukaryota; Fungi; Ascomycota; Eurotiomycetes; Onygenales; Arthrodermataceae
Product: drug resistance protein
Exons: 3
Coding region: 1-1614 (537 amino acids)
Biological process (GO): transmembrane transport
Cellular component (GO): membrane
Molecular function (GO): transmembrane transporter activity
Source: RefSeq, a predicted model, not a curated record